Messenger RNA from Neoarius graeffei (lesser salmon catfish), 4273 nucleotides. It is a transcript of the gene fbh1, whose product is annotated as F-box DNA helicase 1. Gene Ontology annotation, cellular component: nucleus. Gene Ontology annotation, biological process: double-strand break repair via homologous recombination; replication fork processing. Bases 111 to 3182 code for a protein of 1023 amino acids. NCBI's taxonomy places the organism in Eukaryota, Metazoa, Chordata, Actinopteri, Siluriformes, Ariidae. The transcript has 21 exons. Gene Ontology annotation, molecular function: ATP binding; 3'-5' DNA helicase activity; hydrolase activity. The record is from RefSeq and is a predicted model, not a curated record.
GUUGUUUUGCUAGUUAGUUAGUUUCUUAGUUAGCUAGCAUUAAACUGUAAUGUGACAUAAAAAUGGAAGCGUUUUUCAGCUUGUAAUAUUUAUUCAAGAUUUCAAGAGCUAUGGAGACAGCCUCAAAAGGAAAGGCCAAGCGAAGGCACCUGAGCGCAGCCGAGUGCAACGGUUUGACCCAAAGCCUCACUGGUAGCCUGGCGCAGCCUUUCACCAUGAACCUCCAUAAUAAAGACCCCAAUAAAAGACUUCAGCCCAGGAGCCCAAGUAAAAGGAGAAGACGAGACGGCCAACAGCAGAGCGUCAUUACAGGAUUCUUUGCGUCUGCUGGAGUCCUUAGCAGCAGCCCAAAAAAAGCCAACGCUCACAUGGUCCUGAAAGAGGAGGAAGAGGAACAGGACCCCAUGGAAGGCAUUACUGAAGAGAUGUUUGUGGAUGAUGAGGAGUUUGAGACAGGCAUGUUUUCGGCAAACAAAAAAGAGAACGAGCAGAAGGUGACAGGAGCAGGAUGCACCAGUUGGGCGUUUCCUCCACUUCACUCCAGCUUUAUUAACAGACACAUGGAAAGGGAGGAAGACGAUGACGUGCAAAGCCUCCCUGAUGCUCAUUACGGGUUGCUGGGACUGAAUCAGGUGCUGCAGGAGCCCCAGGGUCACAUUCAGGACUUGCCUGAAGAAGUACUGAGUGUUAUUUUUGCUCAGCUCCCAGCAGGUGAUCUUUACCGCCAUGUCAGCCUGGUGUGUCACCGCUGGAGAGACAUCAUCAUGGAUAGCCAGUUUCUGCCAUGGAAGAAGUUGUACUACCGAUACGAGAAGCAGGAGGAAAUGGCAGUGAAGCAGCUGAAUACCCUCCUUGAAGACAACGGCAUUGUCAGAAAGGAUGAUCUCUGUGUGCUGAACAUGGUGAGGUACAUGUCGCAGUUUAAGCACAGCAGACGGGUGAACGUGGCAGACGUUUUGCUGUGUGUGAAAGGCCAUCGGCUCUAUGCCCAGGCAGAGGCCUGCAUCAAGCACAGGCUGCCAGACAUGGAGAUGAUUGAUGGGGGACCAAACCCCUGGUCUGCCAUGGCCCUGAUGCUGAUUCUUGCAGACGGGAUUAAGGAUGUCCUGGACCUGGUGGCUCGUUUACGAACCUCUGGCUGUUUACUGACUCCAGAUAGGAUUUCGGAGUUCCUGUGGGCCGUGGCUACGUUUCUCCUCGCCAUGAAGAACACGAACAUUACCAUAACUAACAGGUGGCACUACAAUAUUUUUUACGUGUUGCAGCUGAUGGAGAACGCACGUCCGCCUCUGAGUCAUGGUGACGGCAGAGAAAAGCAGAUACAGGUCACUCAUGAACAGCAGCAGAUCCUCAGUCAUGACAUCCAGAGAGACCACGUUGUCAAAAUCAUGGCUUUUGCCGGUACUGGAAAGACAACGACUCUCGUGAAGUAUGCUCAGCAAAGACCACAUCUGCGCUUCCUCUACAUUUCCUUCAACAAGUCAGUAAUCAUGCAGGCCAAAUGCAGUUUUCCUUCUAAUGUAGAGUGCAGGACCAUCCACUCUAUGGCCUACAAAGCUAUUGGACACAGGUACAAAAAUCUGAAUAAGCUCUGUAGUAACUUGAAGCCAUUCACGAUAGCCUGGGUGCUGCCUGAGGGUCACGGCGGCUUCGUCAACGCCAAGGUUGUGACACAAACCAUCAACAGCUUCUGCUCCUCAACGGAUGAGUGCAUUGGCUCAGAGCACGUCCCGGACCACUACAGGAAUACUAACGGGCUUGUGGAGUACCCGAGCGAAUCCAAAAAGCAGAUGUUUGCACAAAUUGCACAAAACAUCUGGAAGAAAAUGACUGAGCUGAAACCCACCAAAGAAGCGGCGUGCUAUAUCACCCAUGAUGGUUACCUCAAACUGUGGCAGCUGCAGAAGCCUGUACUCCAUGACUAUGAUGUGAUUUUUAUAGAUGAAGCUCAGGAUUGCACUCCAGUCAUCAUGGACAUCAUGCUUUCUCAGACCUGUGGAAAGAUCCUGGUUGGAGAUCCCCAUCAGCAGAUAUACAGUUUCAGAGGAGCUGUUAAUGCUUUAUACGCUGUUCCACACACACAUCUGUACUACCUAACACAGAGUUUUAGAUUUGGCUCCGAGAUUGCCUACGUUGGUGCAACGAUCCUAAACGUCUGCAAAAAGGUGAAAAAGAUUUUGGUUGGUGGAUGCCAAGAUGGCAGUGUGAGAGGAGAGGACAAGGAGAAUAUGGACACUAUAAAACAAGCUCGUACCCAGGUUGGAGGAAAAGUGGCCAUUUUGUGUCGCUGUAAUACAAACGUGUUCAGUGAAGCGGUACGGCUCACCGACUUAAACCCGAACUGCAAGAUCCACAUCGUCGGUGGUGUUGAAAAUUUUGGGUUGAAGCAAAUCCUGGAUAUCUGGAUUCUGAUGCAGCCAGAGAGCAGACGGAUCAAAGAAAACCUGUAUAUUAAGGACCCAUUUAUCCGGAGUUUCCGCACGGAGAAGCUGGGCGGUUACGCAGGCCUGAAGAAAUAUGCCACAUCCACGGAAGACCAUGAGCUGGAGGCCAAACUGUGUGUGGUGGAGCAAUACAGCACUCGCAUUCCAGAGCUGGUGGAUCGGAUCUGCAACUGCGCUCAGAGCAAGCCAGACUAUGCAGACUAUAUCCUGGGCACGGUGCAUAAAUCCAAGGGUCUGGAGUUUGAUACAGUGGUGGUGAUGGACGAUUUCAUGAAAGUCCCCUGCGCCAGACACAACCUGCAGAGAAUGAACAUUAGCCCAGGUAUAAGAAAAGCUGAUGCAGAUGAAUGGAACCUGCUGUACGUGGCCGUGACUCGAGCCAAGAGAACGCUGUACAUCACCCAGAGUAUCCGUAACAUCCUCACACUUGCAGGGGAAUACUUUCUGAGGUUUGAGCUGAGCUGUACGCUUUUAAAUAAGGAUCAGCAUCGCCGGUGCAGCACCAGAGAGUGUCCCAACCUCAUCACUAAGGAGUCACCGCUCAGCAUGCACAAACUCCCUAUUAGAUACAUGGACAGUGCAGAAGACAGUGGUAUUCUCUGUGCUGCAUGUGUGGAACAGCGUGUAGGUCCUGAAGCUUUCCUGCUCGCUCCACCUGAGGCAAUCAAGUUCAUGCAUUACACCGAGGAACGACUCGAGCUGCCUGUUAACAUGGCCAUGCUGCUGGCUCUACUCUAACAGCAAACACACGUGACUUUUGUACACUGGACCAUUUACAUAUAUACAGUGUGUGUGUGUGUGUGUGCUCAGACUGUAUGGUUAUAUGAUAUGGUUUGCACAUUUUUAUUAUUGUUGUUGUUGUGUUUAAAUGCCAUGAUCCAGUACGUAUCCAACAUUCUUAUAUUUUCAGUCCAUUUUCCUACUUAAACGUGCAAAGCAGUGCUUGUGCUCAGCAGUGAUGUCACUGGUGUAGUCAUGUAAUACAUUUCAACAGUCAUGUUUGUUUUAUACUUGAAAAAUCAGAGCCUUACCUCGAGGCCUGCAAUGUUUCUUGAGUCAAGAGCAGAAACGACACACUUACUUGCUAAGUGUUUUAAUAUAACAUUCGAGUACAGAAGUUUGGGCGCCCUUUAAACAAACUAAAAAGACUAAAUAAACAUCUUAAAAAAAAAAAAAAAAAACAACCCAAGAUCAAUUAAAUCCAAAACCAAGGAGUGCAAACUUUUGCAUGUGAUCGUAUAGUGAAUAUGUAAAGACAUAGGCGCUACGUGUGGUUGUUGGCGUCUGAUCAGUAAAAUGAGGAGAAAUUAGCUUAUUUACUUUACUCACCUUGAGCUUACUGCAGGAACGCUAACGUUGCCUGGAGUACGACUCGGCCUGUGCAUUACUUUCCCUUCUUGCAUUGUCAUAAUGCUCAGCUUUCCAAGCAGUUUUUCACAUCAGUCUGGAACACAUCAGUCUUUUCACCUACCUGUUGGAUCACUGGAUUGUCACUGAAUUGUUUCCCAAUCCUGUUUUUACACUCAUUUAUCAUUUUUAUUGUAUUGAGAGCUCUGAUGUGGGACUCCCAGAGGAACAGGUUAAACAGAAAAAAUAUUUUUCUAAUAUAUUGAGCUUUCUUCCAAUUAGGACCUGCACGUUUUGUUAGAACGUUUUCGUCCUGAGUGCCAGUGGACACUUGGACGUGAUUGUCACAUCAGUGUUUUGCACCACACACGUUAUACAAUGUGAAUGUAAAUAUCUUAACAAUUGUUUUUUUUGUGCAUAAAGAAUGACAUGAUACAAAAAAAAUUCAUGCCAGUAAAGUACGAUGUCAAAGUGUGGCUUAA